AUGGGUUCCUUGAUCCAAGGUGACCCGACACACAAGUGCAGGCCGUUUUUCUUGACUUCAGGGCACUGGAAGGGUAGAGCGGUUGACCUCGCUCAGACUCUGUCGCAACGAUCGGCGCCCAUCGAGAUGGACAACCGGCAGAGAUGGCGCAUGGCUGCCCAUCUCGCCAUCAUGGAUUGGCGGAAAUCCCCGCCACUGUCCACAGCAACGCCCGGACAUAUCUGGGAUCUACUGUUGCCAAAGACUAGCCGCUGGGAUGAAAUGAUGGGCACAGGCUGUAUCAAACUGAUUGCGCUGCAGCUUGUCCUUCAAUUCUCUGCCUUCUGCAUGUCUGUACCUAGUACAAAUGACAGUAGAGCACUUGCCAGUGUGCACGGUGCUGUUCAGCGAAUUUGA
Ostreobium quekettii is the source of this 396-nucleotide messenger RNA. The record is from the annotation of a GenBank genome assembly. Lineage: Eukaryota; Viridiplantae; Chlorophyta; Ulvophyceae; Bryopsidales; Ostreobiaceae.